Messenger RNA from Lodderomyces oxycetoniae, 1860 nucleotides. RefSeq lists its product as uncharacterized. The record is from RefSeq and is a predicted model, not a curated record. Bases 1 to 1860 code for a protein of 619 amino acids. NCBI's taxonomy places the organism in Eukaryota, Fungi, Ascomycota, Pichiomycetes, Serinales, Debaryomycetaceae. The transcript has a single exon.
AUGGUUAGGCUAUUGGGUCACUGUGUGAGUAGCAUUUGUAAGCCGCGGCCGUAUAAGCCGAUUUCACAUUUGGUAAAAUGUUUGCAAUGUCGACAGCAGAUACCUUAUCAGCAAGUAGUUGUAGCAACUAAAAAGUAUUCUAUUUCAACGUUGAAAUCGUCGUCGCCGUCGUCGUCGUCGUCUUCACCGCCGCUGCCAUUAUCGUCAUCGUCGCCGCCGCCAUUAUCGUCGCUGUAUCUGCCUCCCAAACCGGUUAAAAGUCAAAAAGCUCGAUAUUUCAAGUACAAGAGACGGUUCUAUAUAGGACUAGGCUUGGGACUAGCAGGGAGCAUAUUAUACUAUUCGGAUGAUAGGUUCAAACACGCAGUGCAAACCUUUGAUCGUGUUGGUGUUGUUUCCAUUGCCAUGGUUCGUUGUUUUGCGCUAUAUAAGGAAGUAUUAGAUCUGUCCUUUGACACAGUUGCAGAUCGUCAAAAAGAGCUAUCCAAAACGCAUAAGAAAGCUGCUGAGAUUACAUUGAAAGCAUUGGAGAAAAACGGGGGCAUUUAUAUUAAAUUGGGCCAGCAUAUCACCGCAUUAACCUAUCUUUUACCUCGAGAAUGGACAGAUACCAUGAUACCCUUACAAGAUAGGUGUCCUCGCUCAUCAGUUGAAGAGAUUGAAAAGAUGUUUGAAAGCGAUAUGGGUGUGAAAUUGCAAGAUAUCUUUAUUGAAUUUGACCCUAAUCCUAUUGGGGUGGCAAGUUUAGCUCAAGUGCACAUUGCCAGAUUGAGACUGAAUGGACAGAAAGUGGCAGUUAAGUUACAGCAUCCAAGUUUGAAGGAGUUUGUGCCGAUUGAUGUUGAAAUGACCAAGAUGGUUUUUGAUUUAAUGUACAAAGCAUUUCCUGAAUACCCAUUGACCUGGCUAGGCGACGAGAUGCAGAAUUCUAUAUACACCGAGUUGGAUUUCACAAAGGAAGCUGAGAAUUCACAACGGACAGCUGAGCAUUUUGAAGAAUCGACUUUUUUGAAGAUCCCCAAGAUUGUUAAAGCCGAGAAGAGGAUUUUGAUUAUGGAGUGUGUUUCCGGGGCAAGGUUGGAUAAUUUACAGUAUCUCAAGGAACAUAACAUUGACCCUUCUAAAGUAAGUGCUUGUUUGUCGCAUAUUUUCAACGAUAUGAUCUUUACUCCUGGGGUUGCAUUGCACUGUGAUCCACAUGGGGGUAAUCUCGCUAUAAGGAGUGUUGACAAGAACAACAAGAACAACAGCAGGUACAACUUUGAAAUAAUCUUGUACGACCAUGGGCUAUAUAGGGAUAUUCCAUUACAGAUGAAGCGUGAUUACAGUCAUUUCUGGUUAGCUGUAUUGGAUAACGAUAUUCCACAAAUGAAAAAAUAUGCCAAGAUCUUGGCUGGGAUUGAAGGUGAACAAAAGUUUAAGAUUUUCAUAAGUGCAAUAACCGGUAGAGCGCCAGAUGCUGUAUUAGAUAGUAGAAACAUUAAGAAAAAGAGGUCAACCGAGGAAAUAAGCGAAAUUCAAUCACAGUUGAACGAUAGCCAAUCUGGUGUGUUGGAGGAUCUAAUGGAGAUACUAAGCAGCGUACCAAGAAUGAUCUUGUUAAUUCUAAAGACUAAUGAUUUAACACGAAAUUUGGAUGAAAGUUUACAUACCGAUCUUGGGCCAGAAAGGACUUUUUUAAUCAUGGCCAACUACUGUGCCAAGGGUGUUUAUGACGAAGGAAUCGAUACUAUAAACUCACGUUACCGUGGCUUUACCUGGGUUUUCAAGAGGUUUACCAAUUGGAUACAGUACUGCAAAAGGUUGGCUACAUUAUACAUUUUUGAUGUUUCCUUGAAGUUCCACCGUUUUAGAUUAUAA